Molecule: messenger RNA, 1951 nt
Organism: Raphanus sativus (radish)
Lineage: Eukaryota; Viridiplantae; Streptophyta; Magnoliopsida; Brassicales; Brassicaceae
Product: berberine bridge enzyme-like 21
Exons: 1
Coding region: 1-1854 (617 amino acids)
Molecular function (GO): FAD binding; oxidoreductase activity
Source: RefSeq, a predicted model, not a curated record
AUGAAUACCCAUAGUUUUAGACCAAAGAAUAAAAAGUCUCCUCGGUUCUAUUUUAUUUGCCACUUCUCGCCAAAUUUUUUUUUAAACGCGUUAAACAUUUCAAUUCAAAUUUGGUUUCAAUUAACGAAUACAAAUAUUUUCCGAAACAUCUUCUCUCUCUCAUCGGUUAUAAAUAAACAAGUAAGCACAGUACAAAACACAACACGAGACCCAAGAAGAAUCUCAAUCUCAUUUCAUUUCAUUACCACAAUGCCGCGAACCUAUCUCUCUGUCGUUUUCUUCCUCCUCUUCCUCUCUCUACCUCUCUCCUCCCUCUCUCAACCAUCGCACUCCGUCUACAACUCGUUCCUCAAAUGCUUCUCCAUGAGAACGAGAACCCCACAAGCCCAAAUCGCCAAGAACGUCUUCUCUCCGACCAACCCUUCCUACACCUCCGUCCUCCGCGCUUACAUCCGAAACGCGAGGUUCAACACCUCCUCAACUCCCAAACCGACCAUCAUCGUCACUCCUCGCUCAUACAGCCACGUCAGCGCCGCCGUCCUCUGCUCGAAGCCCUUGAACUUCGUCUUCAAGAUCCGAAGCGGCGGACACGACUACGACGGUCUCUCCUACGUCUCCGACAAACCGUUUUUCGUCCUCGACAUGUCGAACCUCCGCGACGUAUCCGUUAACAUCGCCGAUCAGACGGCGUGGAUCUCCGCCGGAGCGACACUCGGCGAGGUUUACUAUAAAAUCUGGGAGAAAAGCAGAGUCCACGGAUUCCCCGCCGGAAUUUGUCCGACGGUCGGCGUCGGCGGUCACUUGAGCGGCGGCGGGUACGGUAACAUGGUGAGGAAGUACGGUUUGUCGGUGGAUCACUUGAUCGACGCGAAGAUCGUCGACGUGUGGGGCCGUGUUUUGGACCGGAGAGGGAUGGGAGAGGAUCUCUUCUGGGCGAUCUCAGGCGGAGGAGGAGGGAGCUACGGCGUCGUUUUGGGUUACAAGAUCAAGCUCGUUCCCGUACCGAAGACAGUUACGGUGUUCAGAGUGGAGCAGUAUAUGGACUCCGGAGCGGUGGAUAUGGUUCACAAGUGGCAGUACGUCGGUCCGAAAACCGACAGGAAUCUGUUCAUGAGGAUGCUGAUUCAGCCCGUGACGAGGAAGAAGGUGAAGACGGUGAGAGCUUCGGUGGUUGCUCUGUUCUUAGGCAGAGCAGACGACGUCGUUUCGCUUCUAGAUAAGGAGCUUCCUGAGCUGGCUUUAAAGAAGGAGAACUGUACGGAGAUGACGUGGAUGCAGUCUGCUUUGUGGUGGGAUAACGAUAAGAACGCUACUGAGACCGAUCCUAAAGUGUUUCUCGAUCGGAACCUCGACUCCUCUAGCUUCGGGAAGAGGAAGUCUGAUUACGUUGCGAGGGAGAUUCCUAGAGAUGGGAUUGAGUCUCUGUUCAAGAAGAUGAUCGAGUUAGGAAAGAUCGGAUUGGUUUUCAAUCCUUACGGUGGGAGAAUGGCGGAGAUUGCGGAGGACGCAACGCCGUUCCCCCACCGGAAUAUGCUUUACAAGAUUCAGUACUCUGUGAACUGGAAAGAGUCGUCUCCGGAGAUUGAGAAGGGUUUCUUGAACCAGGCUAAAGAGCUUCACAGUUUCAUGACCAGGUUUGUGAGCAUGAGCCCUAGAAGUGCUUACUUGAACUAUCGAGAUGUUGAUAUCGGGGUGAACGAUCAGGGGAAGGAUAGCUACAAGGAAGGAGAGGUUUAUGGAAGAAUGUAUUUUGGAAAGAACUUUGAUCGGUUAGUUAAAAUUAAAACCAAGGUUGAUCCUGGGAACUUCUUUAGGAAUGAACAGAGUAUACCUACCUUGCCACGCAAGUCAUAAGAGAUAUUUGUUUAUCUUUUGAUAUAAAAUUUGAAUUUUUCACUUUAAUAAUGUAAUGCUGUGGUGAAGUGUUAUAGAAUGCAUUGGUUUUGGACUA